Macrosteles quadrilineatus (aster leafhopper) is the source of this 640-nucleotide messenger RNA. RefSeq names its product thyrostimulin beta-5 subunit (gene Gpb5). Gene Ontology annotation, molecular function: hormone activity. Gene Ontology annotation, cellular component: extracellular region; cytoplasm. The record is from RefSeq and is a predicted model, not a curated record. The transcript has 4 exons. Gene Ontology annotation, biological process: G protein-coupled receptor signaling pathway. The coding region runs from base 4 to 471 and encodes 155 amino acids. Lineage: Eukaryota; Metazoa; Arthropoda; Insecta; Hemiptera; Cicadellidae.
ACCAUGUGGCUGGUAGUGUGGUCGCUGGUGAUGGCGUUGUCCCAAGCCCAGGCCCUGCACAUGAUAGACCCCCGCGCUACCCUGGACUGUCACAGACGAUUGUACAGCUACACGGUGACUCAGCGAGACAGCGAGGGCCGAGCGUGUAAAGACACUGUCAACGUCAUGAGCUGCUGGGGCCGGUGUGAUUCUAACGAGAUCUCCGACUGGCGGUUCCCCUACAAGCGGUCGUAUCACCCAGUAUGUCUCCACGACACGAGGGAGGAAGUAACAGUUGUCCUGCGUAACUGUGACCCCGACGUGGAGCCUGGAACGGAGCGCUACAAGUUCCUGCAAGCUCUGACAUGUCGCUGCUCCGUCUGCAAGAGCAGCGAGGCUAGCUGCGAGGGACUCAGCAGCUACUUUGCUCCCAACCAUUACGAACGAUUGGGAAAAGUUAUCUCCAAUCGCCAAACAAAAAUAACUGCUUAACAUAUCAAGGAACUGGAAGAUGCUAUCGGACCAAGCAUGAGUGACACAGCAUACAGCAUAACAGCACAGCAUGGUAGAGGCAUGAAGCAUAUCACAGCAUGAAACAUACACGUAUACGAACAAAUGCCAUUUGUAACCAGCACAUGUUAAUAAAUACACUACCACACUA